Molecule: messenger RNA, 1093 nt
Organism: Pyrenophora tritici-repentis Pt-1C-BFP
Lineage: Eukaryota; Fungi; Ascomycota; Dothideomycetes; Pleosporales; Pleosporaceae
Source: RefSeq, a predicted model, not a curated record
AUGUCAGGCAGCGGGGCCAGAGAGGCUGUCUUUGCGACACGCCAGUCGCUGGGCAUGAUGAAGAGCAAGCUCAAGGGCGCCCAGACGGGCCAUGAUUUGCUCAAGCGCAAGAAAAUAACGCGCCGCAUCGAUGAGGCCAAGCGCAAAAUGGGCCGCGUCAUGCAGGUCGCUGCCUUUUCGCUCGCCGAGGUCACCUAUGCCGUGGGCGGCGAUAUAGGCUAUCAGAUCCAGGAGUCGGCAAAGCAGGCGCGCUUCCGUGUCCGCACUAAGCAGGAAAACGUUUCCGGUGUCUUCCUUCCCCAGUUCGAGAGCUACACGGUCGAGCAGAACAACGACUUCGCCUUGACGGGUUUGGGCAAAGGCGGUCAGCAGGUGCAGAGGUGUAGAGAGACAUAUGCACGCGCAGUUGAGACGCUAGUAGAGCUGGCCAGUCUGCAGACUGCCUUUGUUAUAUUGGACGAGGUCAUCAAGGUUGUCAACCGCCGUGUGAACGCCAUUGAGCACGUCAUUAUCCCGCGAACCGAAAACACCAUCAAGUACAUCAACUCGGAGCUCGAUGAGCUGGACCGAGAGGAGUUCUACCGUCUGAAGAAAGUGUCCAACAAGAAGCAGAACGACGCUGCCGUCGAGGAAGCCGCAAGGGUAGCCAAGAAGAAGGCCGAUGAGGAGCAAGACGCAAAGGAUUCGGAAAGCGAGGCCCGGCAGCAUGCUGCUGAGAGCAAAGACAUGCUGGGCGACGAGGACAACGAAGACGUCAUCUUCUGAGUACCCGGCAGACGCCUUAGUGAUAGGCUCCAUCUCGGUACCUUCUGUUGGGGCGAUGCUCAGACUGAUGAUGCUUGCAUUCCUGCUUGAACACUUGAGCCUCCUCAUAUGCUUUUACAGCAUUGUUCGGCCACGUGUUUCUUACGGCUACAACUGCGGGCUUGUCGAGACUGUAAUGCGAGAUAAGUAUUGUACCAGGGUUAAAACUGUAAAAAUGCAAUUUUCGGAUAAUCAGGGCAUCUAUUGCAUGGGCCUGUAUCUGAAACAAAUGUCGAACGAGGUAUCAUGAAAGCAUAAAAUCCAUAGCAAUAAAUCCAUAGUUACGCAG